AUGCAGGCUUACAUGGGCCCGUCCCUGUUCCAGCCGCACCGCGCUCGCCAGGCCAUCCGGGACGCGUACGAGAAGAAGAUCCCAUGCAUGAUCGGGUACUACUUCGGCCUCAGCUCGGUGCCCAUCGCACGGUUUGUUGCGCCGAUGGGUUUUGAUAUUGCCUGGAUCGAUUGGGAGCACACAUCGUGCGACGUUGAGACAAUGACCACGGAGGACCAUGGGGGGUUUGGUUGUCGCAGAGUCCCCGGCCACGACCAUGCCGCAAUCGGCUUCGCCCUGGACGCCGGAGCAAGCAUCGUCAUCCCGCAGCUUGAGACAGUCGAGCAGGCCAAGCACGUCGUCUCGUCCGCCAAGUUCGGCGCCAAGAACGGGGGCAGCCGGUCGGCGCCGCCGUUCCGCAUGAUCCCCGGCCUCACUGACAUGGCCGCCGACGGAGUGCGCGACGUGUGGCCGAACCUCAACGACCAGGCGGCCAUCAUGGUGCAGAUCGAGUCGCUCGAGGGCAUCAACAACCUGGACGCCAUCCUGACCGAGGUCCCGGACAUUGACGUGGUGUGGCUCGGUAGUCUCGACUGCCGCAUCAGCAUGGGCCUGCCGGGCAACUUCGGCUCGGGCAACGAGCCCGAGUGGCUGGCCGCCGUCGACAAGUUCAACGCCACGCUCAAGAAGCACAACAAGCCGCGCGCCGGCUUCUGCCUCACCGGCGGCGAGGAUCUGGCCAAGAUGGCCCAGGACAACGUGAUUUUGGUGCACUGUGCCGACGUGCUGAAGUUUAUGGAGCUGCCUCCCCAGCUGGCAGCGGCGAGGGAGGCAGUGGCGCUCAAGAAGUAG
Molecule: messenger RNA, 831 nt
Organism: Thermothielavioides terrestris NRRL 8126
Lineage: Eukaryota; Fungi; Ascomycota; Sordariomycetes; Sordariales; Chaetomiaceae
Exons: 2
Coding region: 1-831 (276 amino acids)
Cellular component (GO): cytoplasm
Molecular function (GO): aldehyde-lyase activity
Source: RefSeq, a predicted model, not a curated record